Messenger RNA from Funneliformis caledonium, 168 nucleotides. NCBI's taxonomy places the organism in Eukaryota, Fungi, Glomeromycota, Glomeromycetes, Glomerales, Glomeraceae. The record is from the annotation of a GenBank genome assembly.
AUGUCCUCCCUUGUAGGAGGUUCUGUCAUUCUGUACCCCGUCGCUGGAAGGAGGAGUAGCAGUAAAAACAACGCUGCUGAAGAGUCAAGCCACGCAAAGCCAGGUUUAUUUGUUGUAUUAAAUGUACUUGCGGUUGGGGCUGUUUGGGUGGAUAAAUUUUUGAUCUGA